GAUUACAACGCACCCGUGGUUCGCCAUUGCGACGUGAUUGCCUACCGAAGUUUCGUGUUUGUGCGUGAGAAUUUGUCCCGGUACGUUGGAUUUUUCCGUGGCACACGACAAGUUACUAACAAGCGAAAAGCGAGCAUUGAUCGUGGAGUAAUUUGCCCCCGUGUCAAGGGCUGAGCGCUGAUUCAUCGCGGAGGCUGCACCGAACAUCAUUAUCGAUAUAAUGAAGAGAGAAGCCGAGGCCGGCGCCAUGACAGCUUCCGGGGGUCCAACGAGCCCCCACAAACGCUACCGACAGGCAUUUGACGAUGAACUCCGUCUUCUCAUCCCGAGCAAGGUUGCCGGUUCGAUAAUUGGCAAGGGCGGCCAGAACAUCACCAAACUCAGAAGUCAGUACAAAGCCUCAAUCAUUGUACCCGAUUGCCCCGGACCCGAACGGGUGCUUACAAUCAGCUCGGACCUGCCCACUGUUUUGCAAGUGUUGAACGAGGUCGUACCUAAUUUGGAAGAGAACGGCUCCCGUCAUGGCAGCGACGAGAUUGACGUGCGGAUGCUGGUGCAUCAGAGUCAGGCUGGAUGCAUCAUCGGCAAAGGAGGUCUGAAGAUCAAGGAGCUCCGCGAGAAAACCGGAGCCAGGAUCAAAAUCUAUUCGAACACCUGCCCCCGCAGCACGGAUCGCCUCAUCAGCAUCUGCGGGAAACCCACGACGUGCAUCGAAUGCAUACGCGAAUUGAUCGCCACCAUUAAGACCGUAAGUACACCACGAGAUCAUGACUUUCUCAUAAAUCUUCGACGUGGCGGCGGUGGCGGUGGCGGCAGCGGUGGCGGCUACGAAGGUGGCCGCGGCGGCGGUGGAUACGGCGGCGGCGGGAACCGAGGCGGACCGCCACCCUACGGCGGCGGAAAUUACAACGGUGAUGGAUGGGGAAUGCAAGGAGGCGCGCCCAAUGGCUUAGGUGGCGGCGGUAACCCGGGGAUGGGUGGCCCACCUAUGGGUGGAAACAAUCAAGGCAACCAGAGUAACAUGAGUGGAAACAAGACUAGCACUCAGGUCACCAUUCCUAAAGACUUGGCCGGGGCCAUAAUCGGCAAGGGUGGUGCGAGGAUCAGAAAGAUCAGAUCCGACAGUGGUGCUGGAAUAACUAUAGACGAGCCACUGCCUGGCAGUAAUGAUCGUAUUAUUACUAUUACCGGGAUUCCCAGUCAGAUACAAAUGGCCCAGUACCUGCUGCAGCAGAGCGUACACGAGAAUGCAGAUCAUUACUAAGUGGUGAAGGAUGCAUUCGCGGGAGGGGGGGAGCCAAAGAUGCGCUUUUGUAACUUUUUUUUAGUAAUAUUUCUUGGGCAAACACAUAAACGCUGAAAGUGGAAACUGAAACAAGUAUGUUGGCAAGCACCCGCUGUAACACGUGCGAAGAAACCCGGGAUCCAUACGCAACUUCUGGCGACAAGUUCUGCGUGCGAGAUAAACUGUAGGAUUUACAUACAUACACCGCACCACACGCGAGUGUCACCCUCUCCCAGAAAGAAAAAAAAAAACAAACGCUUGUGGUUGAUGCUAACGUGACCUUGACAUGGCGAGAUACUAUUUUCGAGAAUGGUAGUCGUCCAUUACAGCCUGCAGAGAAUGCUCUCCAACGAGAAAUAUAAAUCGACUUCUUCUGGGGUGGUUUUUAUCGUCCAAUCUCCGAUCGUCCCAAGUAUGAUAUUAAGAUGUUAUAUAAAUUUACAAUCUCUCGAAUUAAAACGAAGACCUCUUAUUCGACAUUUAUAAAUCUAUAUAGCGUACUAAAACAGCCGACUUGUAUUUUUCUGCUGGGGAGCAACCAAAGUAAAUCGAUUCACCAAUCGAGCACCGUUUUUGACGUCGGCCUUUUUUUAAAUAUAGAACUCUCUUAUUUGUAUCAUGUCGGAGAUACUGUCGAUACGACAGCGGGGGGUUUCAAACUGGCGAGCAAUCGCACCGUGUUCCCCGAUGUUAGCAUUCCCGAGAAAAUGUAUUUAUCACUCGAAAGAAAUCCAAAUUCUUUUUUGUAAUGACCGUAAUGGCGCGCGCCAUUAUUCCACGGGGAAGAGCCAAUCUCCUUUUUCUCUUUUUUCGUUUUUGAUUAUUGUCAGAUCUUGUCCUUUUCGCCCAACGGAAUCAAUGUGUUUUAUUUUCGAACCGUAAUAGUGUGUUAACCAACAAUCGAGACGUAGGCGCGAGACAGCCAAUUUGAAACCGUUUCACGCGUAAGCGGCUCUCCUGAACAUCGAGACUUGACAACGCACACUUUUCUCAUUACGUUUCUUUCCAGCUUUUUGAUAAAUUCUUUACAAAUUCUAAUCCUAUUGAAAUAAGAGUAAAUGCGCAUAGAGUGAAUGCGAGGGCAACAGUGUCGAAGGAACGGGAGAGAUCGCAGCGAGGAAGAGCGAGAGAGAGAGAGAGAGAAAGAUUUCAUUAGAUAAAUUU
Molecule: messenger RNA, 2449 nt
Organism: Linepithema humile (Argentine ant)
Lineage: Eukaryota; Metazoa; Arthropoda; Insecta; Hymenoptera; Formicidae
Source: RefSeq, a predicted model, not a curated record